Messenger RNA from Cervus elaphus (red deer), 4870 nucleotides. RefSeq names its product syntaxin binding protein 5L (gene STXBP5L). Gene Ontology annotation, biological process: regulation of exocytosis; regulation of protein secretion. The record is from RefSeq and is a predicted model, not a curated record. Lineage: Eukaryota; Metazoa; Chordata; Mammalia; Artiodactyla; Cervidae. The coding region runs from base 140 to 3928 and encodes 1262 amino acids. Gene Ontology annotation, molecular function: syntaxin binding; myosin II binding; GTPase activator activity. Gene Ontology annotation, cellular component: cytoplasm; plasma membrane; SNARE complex. The transcript has 30 exons.
GAGCGCCAGGAGCCGCUACCAGAGGGACUGGAGAAGCGGCCGGAGCCUGUCCGGACGGACGCCUGCGAGCUCGCGUCCCUCCGCAUCCUCAGCUUUCCGGGCUGUCAGUCGGCUAGCGGCGACUGAGGAAGUUUUUAAAAUGAAGAAGUUUAAUUUCCGAAAAGUUUUGGAUGGCUUAACGGCCUCAUCCCCUGGCAGCAGCAGUGGCAGUAACAGUGGUGGUGGGGCUGGAAGUGGUUCCACACAUCCGGCAGGGACUGCAGGGAUUCUCAGAGAGGAGAUUCAGGAAACCUUGACUUCAGACUAUUUCCAGAUUUGUAAGACAGUUCGGCAUGGUUUUCCUUAUCAGCCCACCACAUUAGCCUUUGAUCCAGUUCAGAAAAUCUUGGCUAUUGGGACGAGAACUGGUGCUAUACGAAUACUUGGAAGACCUGGUGUUGAUUGUUAUUGUCAACAUGAAAGUGGUGCGGCUGUCCUGCAACUCCAAUUCUUGAUCAAUGAGGGUGCUUUGGUCAGUGCAAGUUCAGAUGAUACACUUCAUUUGUGGAACCUUAGACAAAAAAAGCCAGCUAUUCUUCAUUCUCUCAAAUUUAACAGAGAACGAAUUACUUACUGUCAUCUACCUUUCCAGAGUAAAUGGCUCUAUGUUGGAACAGAAAGAGGAAAUACACAUAUUGUAAAUAUUGAAUCUUUCAUUCUUUCUGGAUAUGUUAUCAUGUGGAACAAGGCAAUUGAACUAUCCACAAAGACUCAUCCAGGUCCAGUUGUGCAUUUAAGUGAUAGUCCAAGAGAUGAAGGGAAAUUGCUAAUAGGUUAUGAAAAUGGUACUGUAGUUUUCUGGGACUUGAAAUCUAAAAGAGCAGAACUGAGAGUUUACUAUGAUGAGGCUAUUCAUUCAAUUGAUUGGCAUCAUGAGGGCAAACAGUUCAUGUGCAGCCAUUCAGAUGGUAGCUUGACUUUAUGGAACCUGAAAAGCCCCAGUCGUCCUUUCCAGACCACAGUUCCACAUGGAAAAAGUCAAAGAGAAGGAAGAAAACCUGAAUCUUGCAAACCAAUUCUUAAAGUAGAAUACAAGACUUGUAGAAACAGUGAACCAUUCAUAAUAUUUUCUGGUGGACUGUCCUAUGACAAAGCUUGCAGAAGACCAAGUUUAACUAUCAUGCAUGGAAAAGCAAUUACAGUGCUUGAAAUGGAUCAUCCUAUUGUUGAAUUUCUAACUUUAUGUGAAACACCCUAUCCAAAUGAAUUUCAAGAACCUUAUGCUGUUGCAGUACUCCUGGAGAAAGAUCUCAUUGUAGUUGAUCUGACACAAAGCAACUUUCCAAUCUUUGAAAAUCCAUAUCCCAUGGACAUUCAUGAAUCACCAGUUACGUGCACAGCAUAUUUUGCUGAUUGCCCACCAGAUUUGAUUCUAGUGCUCUACUCUAUAGGAGUCAAGCAUAAAAAACAAGGAUACAGUAAUAAGGAGUGGCCAAUCAGUGGAGGAGCUUGGAACCUUGGCACACAAACAUAUCCAGAAAUCAUUAUUACUGGGCAUGCAGAUGGAUCAAUCAAGUUUUGGGAUGCAUCUGCAAUAACUUUGCAGAUGCUAUACAAGCUAAAAACUUCAAAAGUAUUUGAAAAACAGAAGGUAGGAGAAGGGAAACAAACAUGUGAGAUUGUAGAGGAAGACCCAUAUGCCAUUCAGAUGAUCUACUGGUGUCCAGAGAGCAGAAUAUUCUGUGUAUCAGGAGUCUCUGCAUAUGUCAUAAUUUAUAAAUUCAGCAGACAUGAAAUUACAACAGAAAUAGUGUCAUUAGAGGUACGACUGCAGUAUGAUAUUGAAGAUAUUAUUACCCCAGAACCAGAAACAAGUCCUCCAUUUCCAGAUCUUUCAUCCCAGCUUCCUUCAAGGAGUCUUUCUGGAAGCACUAACACUGUGGCUAGUGAAGGAGUAACAAAGGACAGUAUCCCAUGCCUCAAUGUUAAGACACGACCAGUGAGGAUGCCUCCAGGAUAUCAAGCAGAACUUGUUAUUCAGUUGGUGUGGGUGGAUGGUGAACCUCCACAACAGAUUACUAGCCUUGCUGUGAGCUCAGCGUAUGGAAUAGUUGCAUUUGGGAACUGCAAUGGGUUGGCUGUGGUGGAUUUUAUACAGAAGACUGUACUGUUAAGCAUGGGGACCAUUGACCUGUAUAGAUCAAGUGACAUAUACCAACGACAACCACGGUCUCCUCGAAAAAACAAGCAGUUCAUUGCAGAUUCUGGUAUGAUAUCACUUCCUUUCACUUUAGACUAUUUUUCUCUCUUCCUUCUGCCUGCUGCUGAUGCUGGUGUUCUGGCAUGUUCCAAAGACAACUUUUGCAUGCGUGGCCUGUCUAACUUUUAUCCUGAUUUAACGAAACGGAUCCGUACUUCCUAUCAGAGCUUAACUGAGUUGAAUGACAGUCCAGUUCCCCAGGAACUUGAGCGCUGCAAGUCUCCUACUUCAGGACUUGCUACCAGAACUCCUGAGGCAGCACCAGGCUUUUAUAGGAAUGAAAUACCAGCUAUGAGACAGAGGAAUCAAGUACAUCAUUUGCCAGUUAAAGGAUCAAGAAAGUUAAGUCUGCCAACAGAUCUUAAGGCUGAUCUUGACCAUGUAAAUGGACACUGCACAAGUCCCACUUCUCAGAGCUGCAGUUCUGGAAAACGACUUUCCAGUGCUGAUGUUUCAAAAAUAAAUCGCUGGGGUCCUGGAAGACCACCAUUUCGAAAAGCACAGUCAGCUGCUUGCAUGGAGAUUUCUUUGCCAGUUACAACAGAAGAAAGUCGAGAAAAUUCCUAUAAUCGUUCUAGAAGCUCUAGCAUCUCCAGCAUUGACAAAGAUUCUAAAGAAGCGAUUACAGCACUAUACUUCAUGGAGUCCUUUGCUCGGAAAAAUGACUCUACCAUCUCCCCUUGUUUGUUUGUUGGAACUAGUCUGGGAAUGGUGUUAAUCAUCUCCCUAAACCUACCUUCAGCAGAUGAACAAAGAUUUACAGAGCCAGUCAUGGUAUUGCCAAGUGGUACAUUCCUCUCAUUGAAAGGAGCUGUCCUAACAUUUUCCUGUAUGGACCGAACUGGUGGGUUAAUGCAACCACCAUAUGAAGUUUGGAGGGAUCCAAACAACAUAGAUGAAAAUGAGAAAUCUUGGAGAAGGAAACUGGUCAUGAACUGCCCCUCUCCAUCCCAAGAAAUAGGAGAUCAUCAGUACACAAUAAUCUGCUCAGAGAAACAAGCUAAAGUCUUCUCACUGCCUUCUCAGACUUGCCUCUACGUUCAUAACAUCACAGAAACAUCUUUUAUACUGCAAGCAGAUGUGGUGGUCAUGUGUAACAGUGCCUGCUUGGCAUGCUUUUGUGCCAAUGGGCAUAUAAUGAUAAUGAGCCUACCUAGUCUUCGCCCAAUGUUAGAUGUGAAUUAUUUGCCACUGACAGACAUGCGGAUAGCACGGACAUUCUGUUUUACCAAUGAAGGACAGGCAUUAUACCUAGUCUCUCCUACUGAAAUUCAGCGGUUAACAUACAGCCAAGAGAUGUGUGAUAAUCUACAGGACAUGCUGGGAGAUUUGUUUACUCCUAUAGAAACACCAGAAGCUCAAAACAGAGGCUUUCUCAAGGGCCUGUUUGGUGGAAGUGGACAAACAUUUGACAGAGAAGAGCUCUUUGGGGAAGCUUCCGCAGGAAAAGCGUCCCGCAGCCUCGCACAGCACAUUCCUGGACCAGGUGGUAUAGAAGGGAUGAAAGGCGCUGCUGGAGGGGUGAUGGGAGAGCUGACUCGUGCACGGAUCGCACUUGAUGAGAGAGGACAGAGGCUAGGAGAGCUGGAGGAGAAAACUGCAGGCAUGAUGACCAGUGCAGAGGCAUUUUCCAAACAUGCACACGAGUUAAUGCUGAAAUAUAAGGAUAAGAAAUGGUACCAAUUCUAAACUUCUAAAGAAGCUAUGACUGCUUUGAGAAACCAUUAUUCAGGGAAACCAAAUUUAUUCCCAGCAUCAAUAUUCAACUGCUAGAAGCCAGUUUCUUCUACAAAAUGUUCCAUUAUAGUCCAUCUGAAGUUAUCAUAAGGGAGACUUAUCAGAGACAUUGUGCAACCCAAGGCUGGAAUCCUGGUUAAAAUCCCAAGAUAUGGCUGAAUUUGCCUUUUCCCACAUGGAAUGGAGCUAUCAUCUUGGCAUGUUGUUUGCUAAGAAUUUACAUUUAGGAACUACGGGGAGUCCUUCUGAUUUGAAAAAAUCCUGUACAAACAAAAAGCAUUAAUGCACUUAAUGAAAAAAAAUUGCAUGAUAAAUUAACAUCUUAAGAGGAAAAGAAAAAAGCAUGUUGUGACAGAAGAAGAAAAAAGAUUUAUGGUAAACUAUUUUUAUAAAUUGGGCCACACCUGACAAUUAAAAAAAAAAAUCUGCAUUAGAAGAUAUCAGUGCAUUUCCAGUACAUUUGCAAUACCCAACUUACAAAGCAAACAAAACCAGAGUUUUCUUGUCAUCUAUAACUUUCAUUAUAUACUAGGAUAUUAUUGAAUUCUUAUGUCAAGAGUCUGAUUAACAUUGUUCUUUCUCCAUAAUAUUUUACAUUAUUCACAGUUCUCAGUCAUAAUCAAAUAUAGCCAGUACAGUAAAUUAUUCCUAACACAAUUAUUUCCAUCACCUUCAGAACAAGUUGCUAUUUUCAGUCACAACCAGGGUGGGGUCACCUUGAAGCAUAUUUUCAGCUUGGCUUAUACUCUGCAGGGGAGUUGACAAUAGGUUUGGGGAAACUAGACUUACAAGAACAAUGCUGUUAGCUUUGAGAACUGAUUUCACACACUCUGGUUUCAGUUUCUAAAGUGAUAUAUUUUUAAUGCUCCAUUUGUAUCCUUGUCUGCCAGUUAC